GCUCCAUCUUUGGCCAUGAGCGGGGCGCUGGCAGUCGGCUGCCGCCGCCGCCUGCGGGACGCGGGGAGGGAGCCGCCGCCCGCUCGCCGCCGGCGACUGCCAUGGCCCAGGCCAAGAUCAGCGCCAAGGCGAGCGAGGGGCAGCAGCAGCAGCAACAGCAGCAGCAGCAGCAGUCGGCAGGGCAGCUCCGGGGCCGCUUCUACCGCUCCACCUCCAUGGCGGACCGCUCCAGCCGCCUGCUGGAGAACCUGGACCAGCUGGAGCUCAGGGUAGAGGCUUUCCGUGACGCGGCGUCUGCUAUGGAACAAGAGAAGGAAACCCUGCUGGAAAUGAUCCACAACAUACAGAACAGCCAGGACAUGAGGCACAUCAGCGAAGGUGAGAGAGAAGAACUGAAUUUGACCGCCAAUCGCCUGAUGGGCCGAACCCUCACUGUGGAGGUGUCUGUGGAAACCAUCCGGAACGCGCAGCAGCAAGAAUCCCUGCUGCACGCCACCAAGAUGAUCGACGAAAUUGUCAAUAAACUUCUGGAUGAUUUGGAAGACGCCAAAAUCCGACUAAUGUCGCUUUACGGCGCGUGCACGUCUGACGUGCCGGCAGGACCCAUCGAUCAGAAAUUUCAGUCCGUUGUGAUUGGGUGUGCGAUCGAGGAUCAGAAGAAAAUCAAGCGAAGGCUAGAGACUCUGCUCCGAAACCUGGAGAAUUCUGAGAAGUCCAUCACGUUGUUGGAGCACCAGAAGUCGUCCAUUCGGCAGUCGUGCAACAACAAACAGGAUUAAGCUGUCCUCGGGGCCGCUUCUGGCAAACCACAGCGUGGCGGAGUCCCCGCGAAAAGCCCAUGGAAGCUGAGACCGAUUCCUGUUUACGAGUACACGCGCAUAUAGACGCCGCGCACGCGCACCGACGUAUCCUUGGUUGUGAGGUGCAGGCAUUUAAUGGGUUUUGGUAUUUUAGUAUGGUAUUUGGCAUUUUAGUUCGGCAAUAAAGAACGCUGUCAGGAUUUCUUCUGUAGAGUUGACGUUGCUCUGUUGCAAAUUGUAACGUGCUUCUGCUGAACUGUCAGAAACCAUCAAAGUCUCGCCUUUCCUUCAUUCUCCUCUUUUUUAAAAAAAAAAAAAAAAACUAAAUUUGUUUUGUC
This is a messenger RNA of Cygnus olor (mute swan), 1138 nucleotides long. It is a transcript of the gene BAG2, whose product is annotated as BAG cochaperone 2. The transcript has 3 exons. Gene Ontology annotation, biological process: protein stabilization. Gene Ontology annotation, molecular function: protein-folding chaperone binding; adenyl-nucleotide exchange factor activity. The record is from RefSeq and is a predicted model, not a curated record. The coding region runs from base 102 to 779 and encodes 225 amino acids. Lineage: Eukaryota; Metazoa; Chordata; Aves; Anseriformes; Anatidae.